CCUUCCACACGAUCACGCUGAGUUAGUACCCGCGCCUGGAAUCGGGUCGCAACCUCAGCCGCGCCUGCCGCCUGCUACUGCCUCCGGACCAUGGACCCCCGCAAAGUGAGCGAGCUUCGGGCUUUCGUGAAAAUGUGUAAGCAGGAUCCGAGCGUUCUGCACACCGAGGAAAUGCGUUUCCUGCGGGAGUGGGUGGAGAGCAUGGGGGGUAAAAUACCACCUGCCACUCAUAAAACUAAAUCAGAAGACAGUAUCAAGGAAGAAAAACCAGAUAGUAAGAAGGCAGAGGAAAACAUAAAGACAGAUGAACCAUCAAGUGAGGAGAGUGAUCUAGAAAUUGACAAUGAAGGUGUGAUUGAACCAGAUACCGAUGCCCCUCAAGAAAUGGGAGAUGAAAAUGUAGAGAUAACCGAGGAAAUGAUGGAUCAGGCAAAUGAUAAAAAAGUGGCUGCCAUUGAUGCCCUAAAUGAUGGUGAACUACAGAAAGCCAUUGACUUGUUCACAGAUGCCAUCAAACUAAAUCCUCGCUUGGCCAUUCUGUAUGCCAAGAGAGCCAGUGUCUUCAUCAAAUUACAGAAGCCAAAUGCUGCCAUUCGAGACUGUGACAGAGCUAUUGAAAUAAAUCCUGAUUCAGCUCAGCCUUAUAAGUGGCGUGGGAAAGCACAUAGACUUCUGGGCCAUUGGGAAGAAGCAGCACAUGAUCUUGCCCUUGCUUGUAAACUGGAUUAUGAUGAAGAUGCCAGUGCAAUGCUGAAAGAAGUUCAACCGAGGGCCCAGAAAAUUGCUGAACAUCGGAGAAAAUAUGAGCGAAAACGUGAAGAGUGAGAGAUCAAAGAAAGA
This is a messenger RNA of Lutra lutra (Eurasian river otter), 840 nucleotides long. Its product is annotated as hsc70-interacting protein-like. Lineage: Eukaryota; Metazoa; Chordata; Mammalia; Carnivora; Mustelidae. Gene Ontology annotation, molecular function: Hsp70 protein binding; protein dimerization activity. Bases 91 to 825 code for a protein of 244 amino acids. The record is from RefSeq and is a predicted model, not a curated record. The transcript has a single exon.